Messenger RNA from Trichophyton rubrum CBS 118892, 4053 nucleotides. RefSeq lists its product as uncharacterized. NCBI's taxonomy places the organism in Eukaryota, Fungi, Ascomycota, Eurotiomycetes, Onygenales, Arthrodermataceae. Gene Ontology annotation, molecular function: hydrolase activity, hydrolyzing O-glycosyl compounds; chitin binding. The record is from RefSeq and is a predicted model, not a curated record. Gene Ontology annotation, biological process: carbohydrate metabolic process. The transcript is spliced from 9 exons. The coding region runs from base 1 to 4053 and encodes 1350 amino acids.
AUGAAAAUAUACUUCUUUGCAAGCCUUUUAUUCCUCUCAAACGUGACGACUUUAUAUGCAUUUCCUGCAUCUGACAGCACUUGUUCAGCCUCGAAGAAAUGCAAAGUCGGCUGCUGUAGCAAGUUUGGCAGCUGUGGAUUUGGGCCUGAUUUCUGCGGACCCAAAGUAUGCGUAUCUGGCUGUGACGCAAAGGCAGAGUGUGGAAAGUAUGCACCAAAGGGGCAAGAAAAGUGUCCAUUGAAUGUAUGCUGUUCUAAAUGGGGGUUCUGUGGUACCUCCGAGGAGUUCUGUGGCAAAGGAUGUGCCAAUGGAUGCGAUAAGGUCAAAACGCCAUCAUGCGCGGGCGGCGCCUCUGCCACGAAACGCUACGUGGGAUACUUUGAAGGUUGGAAUCAUGAGCAUCCAUGCGAUACUAUCCAUCCUUCACAUAUAAACUACAAACCCUGGACGCAUCUUAACUAUGCAUUCGCUACCAUCAAUCCAGACCAUACCCUUGGUACAAUGGGCUAUUACGCCGAUGAGUUUUACCGUGCUUUUACGAAUUUGAAAACCAAGAAGCCAUCCUUAAAAUGUUUUCUGUCCGUUGGAGGAUGGGAUGCCGGUGGCAAAGUGUUUUCCGUCAUGGCAAGCUCUGCUGCUUCUCGAAAAGUUUUUAUUGACUCAGUCAUUAAAACAUUGGAAAUGUACGGGUUUGAUGGUCUUGAUAUCGACUGGGAAUAUCCCGUGGCUGACGAUCGCGGCGGCUCUAAGGCGGAUUACGAGAACUAUGUCUUGCUUUUAAGAGAGCUGAAAGAUGCUUUUGGGACAAAGUAUGGCCUCAGCAUGGCAAUCCCAGCUUCCUACUGGUAUCUCAGAGGGUUUGAUCUCAAGAACAUGGUAAAGUAUGUUGAUUGGUUCAAUGUCAUGAGCUAUGACAUUCACGGUACCUGGGAUGGCCAUAGCGAAUGGACAAAAGAAGUUAUCAACCCACAUACAAACUUGACUGAAAUAUCUGCCGGUCUAGAUUUACUAUGGCGUAAUUCUGUUCCUCCGGGAAAGGUGUUAUUGGGACUCGGCUUUUAUGGACGUUCCUUCACUCUAGGCGAUCCCAGAUGUAACAGCCCCGGCUGUUCAUUCAAAAGGACGGGAGAUGAAAAUUCCGGCGGAGCUCGUCCAGGUCGUUGUACUCUGAACAGUGGGACGCUCUCCAAUUAUGAAAUUAACAGAAUUCUCAAAGCAAAAUCACCAGAACUAGUUUACAACGAUGAGGCGGGAGUCAAUUGGAUUACCUGGGAUAGUGAUCAAUGGGUUUCCUUCGACGAUGGAAGAACACUGAAGCAAAAGGCUUCCUUUGCAAAUAACUUGUGCCUGGGAGGCACGUUUGCUUGGGCUCUAGAUCUUGGAGGUCCGGGCACCAUGAGCCGACCAGAUGAGCUUAAUGGGAACACAUUAAGCCUUGAUGGAGCUGACCUAGAAGGGGGUGAUAGCGGCUCUGGAGAUGUUUAUAUCUCCCCCGAGAUAUACAAGGUCGACAAGCCUGGAAUUGCGUGUAUACCUCCAUGUACCUUCAUCAUGCCCCGGCUAACACUUGAUGAGGUCACUACCAUUACAUUCCCCCCUUACACAACCUCCCUGGAAGUCUUAUGGUGGACAGCUCAAGCUAUAACUCUCCCUGGCGGUGCGAUCUCUAGCUCCAUUGGGUCCGUAAGGACGAUCCAGUCAACGACUAUCAGUAUUCCGCCGCUCACAACAUCUGUCCUUGAUAUGUGGCAUUGGCCGGUUACUCAAACAGAUAUAUCCUCAACAACAUACGCAGUAAUCAGCAGCAUUUUGCCGCCCCCGUUUAUGAUAACUAACAGCGUGCCCGCAGGAGCUGUAGCUCCUCCGCAGAAUACAGGAAGCGGCCAUCAAGCUGGACAACCCGAGGUACCUCACAGUGGCCAACCUAUUCGUGAUGGUAAGCAGCUUACUCAAGCCGGCGGUCAACUUACUCAAGGGACUACUCAACCUUCUCGAGGGGCCAGUCAACUAACCCAAGGGGGUGGUCAACUUACUCACGGGGGUGAUCAACCCACUCAAGGGGGCGGUCAACCAACUCAAGAUAAUAAGCAGUCUAUUAAUAACAAUGAUCAAGCUGGCAGGGGUAGUGUCCAGCUUUCUAAUAAUGGACAACCUACACAUGGCGAUAGCCGGCCUACACCAGGUCGUAGGCCCGAUACCUCUACUACCAAAGAUCUGCUCUCUCGAGAAUCAAGUGAGGCUGCCAAAAACACUUUUGACGGACAUACCACCCAACCUAACCCAAAUCCACAUAAUAACCCAACUUCCUCUCCAGGUGACAGGCAAAGCACUCCGUCAAAUACAGGCCAUGCUACCGAGCGGCCAACCACUGGAGCCCCGCCUCGGAUGUCUGAUAAAGCCACAGAUAAUCCCACAAAUGGCCACAAUUCACACCCAACAUCAAACCAGAAAUCCGAUUCCAGCACGGAUAUUGUUAUUAUCCCUUUCCCAGGUGGCAAAGUUUCCCAUAAAGGAGGGAGUUUUCCAACCCCUCCUCCGGGAUCUCGAAUGUUCACACCAAAACCAUACCCACUUAGUUCAGUUCGUGACAAUGGGAAGCUUCCAACAGUGUCGUUUACCAGUGGGCCUCCUAGCCCUACAUGUACAAAGGACUGUGGAAAGAAAUGCAAAGGGGCAUUUUGUGACUGCAAAGACAAAGACUGCACUAACCAUGGGAAAGACUUUAUUGACCCGAAUGAUCCUGACCCUCCCAAGGACAUGGAUCGUCGAAAAUGUAUUGUUCCGCAGUGCGAAGAUGGGAAUUGUAAACCGGGGAACCUUUGCAGCAACUUCGAUUGUGUUGGUCCUGACUGUCAUGAUGGAAUUUGUCUCGGCCCGAACUGUGCCAGGCUACCUUGUCUAGGGAAGAACUGUCUACCAGGGUGUAAGGGACCGGGAUGCAAAUCACCCGGAUGCAUCGGCGAAUGCAAUGACAAUGGAGAAUGUAUUCACUCUCACUGCAUGAACUUUGGCUGUACCGGCGUCGACUGCUUACCACCUUGCCUUGGAUGCCCACCUGUCUGUAAAGGUCCCCGCUGCAGGGCCUUUAAAUGCCAGGGAAAGGGAUGCAAAAACGGAUUCUGUACUGGAUCUGAAUGCAAACAGGACACUGAUGACUGCGAAAGACCAGAUACCGCGCCCAGAUGCACAGAAUCUAUCUAUAAUUUUAAACGGAGUGAAUCGGUAUUCUCCAGCACUACCAAGACUAAAUGUUCAACCGUGACGGCCUGCUCAGUGGAAGAAACCACGGUCACCAAAUCUACCACCGUUGAUAAAGAGAAAGUUCUCACUAUUAACGAACACUACCCGGUUCAUACGCUUCUGUCCAACGAGAAAUACCAAUCCAUUGCGAAUAGCAUUCAUAAAGCACAAACAAAGCGGGAUAAAUCUCGGUUUGGACCUACUUCUACCACCAAGGAGGAACCAUCUCGGACGGUGACAGUGACCCCUCCUCCAACCUUCACUACCGCACACGUCCAAGACCAGGGCGAUCUCCGUUGCGAUAAUGACGGAAACGGUGUGGCUGAUCGCAAAGAAUUAAUUCUUGGCAUAAAUUUCUUCUGCCGCAAGUAUGACAGGUACAGAUUUGCCGGUGAUGAGGUUGGAGUAUGGAAGGACAGAACGUCUCCCGCAGUUCUUGUCCGUGGGGACUGCAGCAAGGGGAAGUGCAAAUCCUACGUCACGUUCCGGAUAGGCAGAGAAAAAGAUCGCAAAGGCUGUCCGGGGGAUUUUGUUGUUAGUGGUCGUGGUGAUGUCGACGACCAGUGUGGACAGAACUUCCGACAGAUAGUGGACAGAUGUCACACGUCAGGAGAGAAUCAUAAGGGAGGAGGCUUUUUUACGACCAAGUGCGAAACGUGGCUCAUCAAUAUCCGCACGAACAGUUACCAGAAAUACAAAAAGGAACAGUGGGAAGCGACACUAAAGGUUAACCAUGCACCUCCGAAUUUGCGUGACCCACAAUGGGAUGAUUACUUUCCGGGCGUGGUCGGGGAGCCUCCUCAGGAUGAAUGA